AUGUCGGAUAACACGGCAGAAAGCGUCCUCGUCCCCUUUCUCGGGGCCUUCCAGGCCUCCUUGUCGGUGCUGCUGACCAUCGCCUUCGGCGUGAUUGCCGCGCAGUAUGGUCUUCUCGAUGGACAGAGCAGCAAGAAGAUAUCGACCUUCUGCGUCCGCAUGGCGCUGCCGGCACUUUUGAUCACGAAUGUCGGGUCGCAACUCGACCUCGAAACUGGGCUACGCUAUGUACCCAUCAUAUUAUGGGCCAUCUUUUACACGACGGCGUCAAUCGGCAUUGGCAUGUUCCUGAACAAGGUCCUGGGCAUGCCCGAUUGGGUGACACCAGCCAUUGCCUUCAACAACACCACCAGCCUGCCUCUGCUGUUGGUGCAAUCACUCGAUGCGACGGGCAUCCUCAGUUCCAUCGACGACAGCUCCGAUGUGGUGGCCAAAGCCAAGAGCUACUUCCUCGUCAACGCCAUGAUCGGCAACUCCCUCACCUUCGCCCUCGGGCCCAAGCUCCUCAACGGCCACGAGGAAGAAGCCCCAGACAAGGACGGAGACCACGAAUCGAGCGAAGACGAACAAGACGACGACGUCGAAUCCCAAGACCUCGAGCGCGACGAGCGAACAUCCCUGCUCCCGCACCGCGUCGUCGCCAAACGCACCCGCGCCCAGCACCACCUCGCCCGCAACACGAACCGCCUCUGGUCCGCCGUCCCUGCCCCCGUCCAACGCAGCCUCAGCUUCCUCUCCAGCUUCGUCAACGCGCCUGUCAUCGGCGCCCUCCUCGGCGCGCUCGUCGGCCUCGUCCCCGCGCUGCACCGCCUCUUCUUCUCUGAGCCCGAGGCCGGCGGCUACCUCAACGCGUGGCUGACAUCAGCACUGAAAAACGUCGGCGACCUCUUCGCGACGCUGCAGGUCAUCGUCGUGGGCGUGAAGCUCUCCAAGGCGCUGCUGCAGUUCAGGAAUGGGUCCGAGUCGAAGGAGAGCCACGUGCCCAUGGUGCCGUUCCUGGCGGUCACGGUGGUGCGCUUUGUGGUGUGGCCCAUCAUCUCGAUUGGGGUAAUUUACGCGCUCGCGAGCAAGACGGACCUUCUGACAAAGGAUGCGCUGCUGUGGUUCUGCUUGAUGCUCAUGCCGACGGGCCCGUCGGCGAUGAAGUUGUCGGCGCUGGCGGACUGCGAGGGGUCGGAUGAGGCGCAGAAGAUGUUAAUUGCCAAGUUUUUGACGAUGUCGUACAUUGUCUCUCCGUUAAUCUGUUUUGCCGUCGUUGGAGCUUUGAAGGCAAGCGAAGCUGUCGCGGCAGGAUGA
This is a messenger RNA of Colletotrichum chrysophilum, 1296 nucleotides long. RefSeq lists its product as uncharacterized. NCBI's taxonomy places the organism in Eukaryota, Fungi, Ascomycota, Sordariomycetes, Glomerellales, Glomerellaceae. Gene Ontology annotation, biological process: transmembrane transport. The record is from RefSeq and is a predicted model, not a curated record. The transcript is spliced from 3 exons. Gene Ontology annotation, cellular component: endoplasmic reticulum; membrane. The coding region runs from base 1 to 1296 and encodes 431 amino acids.